AUGAAAGCUCAACUAUUUACCUUUAUGUUAUUUACAAUUGGCGUUCUUUUGUUUCAAUCAGCAUAUACGUACCACUUUCGAAAACGCGAAUUAACUGAAUAUGAUUUAACCAGUUUUAUAGUCAACACAUGCUCUGCCGAUAAGAUCGAAUUGCUUAUUCAAAAUCUUUGUGAUCAAACAUUACAAUCGGCACUUAUGGGCAGUUUUCCAUAUUUGACAUAUUAUUGCAAAAUGAUCGGUUCUGGAAAUAGAUAUUGUGACAAUAUCAAUCGAUAUAUAUUGGCAGAGCAGAACAUUGAAACUCACGCAUUAAUGUCUCGUCGAUUUGUACGAAGUCUUUAUAAAAAGAACAAAUUAUAUCAAAAUCGAGAGGAGACGGAUACAGAUAUAGACCUCAAACAAAAAAUGAUUCUCGAAAUAUGUAUGACAAGUACAGAAAAAAAUUCAAUAGAAACACAUCGGUUUUGUAAUCAAACAUUAAAAGAUAUUCAGCGAGGACGAUACCCUGAAAUUAAACGUCUUUGCAAAUCUUAUCCUGGUUUUAACUAUUGCCAACGUAUUCUAUCAUUUUCAUCCUUAUUAUCUGAGCCAUUAUCAAAAGAAUCAUCAUCUCUUUUAUCAUCAUUGCCUUCUACUACACCUAAUAUUUAUCGUUCGUCCGUACCAUUAGAAUUUUCCAAAUCGUCUGACGUCGAAUCGAUCAUCGAUCAACAAAGGAUGAAUAAAUCACCAUUAUCAUAA
Molecule: messenger RNA, 741 nt
Organism: Rotaria sordida
Lineage: Eukaryota; Metazoa; Rotifera; Eurotatoria; Philodinida; Philodinidae
Source: the annotation of a GenBank genome assembly